AGCGCUAUGACUCGGUCCGCAAAGCGCCACCUGCCUCCGGCGCCGGCGCUCGGGAUUUCUGAGUUCUCGCUCCGCGGGCCGGGGCUCCGGGGGUGUACGUGCGCGGGGUGCAGGAAGGCAGAGGCCGAGUCCCCGGACCAGGUGGUCCUGCAGAAUUCGGAAUCCUCCGCCCGUCUGGGCGCCCUCUGCCCACCUUGGCGCCAAGCGGACUCGUUGACGUCCGCUGCGGCGGAGGGGUCGCGCGGGGCCCUACGUUGGAAUCAGUAGACGCGAAAAGUUCUUAUUCGCGGAGGCGGCCGGCUCGUUUUCUCGCGGCAGCCGACGACUCAGGGGCCGUGGGCUCUCGGGUUGGGUCCUCGCAUGGUGCAGGGGAGCAGAAGGGCCUGCUAGUCUUGGGAGGGGAGCUGAGGUACCUGUCGUGGCCUGCAGUUUCCCCGCCAGCGGGGCGGAGGCCGCACACACCUUGCUGACGGGGUGGGAGGGGAGGGCCGGGUUUGUGGGUGCUGUAGGUCUGCGACGGGCGCAAGCCUCAGGCACAGUCAGGACGGGUUGCGGUUUGGGCCUGUCAAAGCAUGAAGAAAGGCAGAUUUUGUUCAGGAGCCCUUCCUUCUCUAACAGGCUUAACCUGUGUGUGCUUCAGCAGCCAGAAAGCUGCAGCUGUGCCCAUUCGAAGUCAGAAAACUACAAAUACGCCUCCUAGAGGCUAGGCUGAUAAUUGGCUACACCGGCUGGAAUGGGCGAUGCUGUGCGAAGCUUGAAAUUCUUGGGGGCGGCGGGCGGAUAGGUCCGAAGAUCUAUGCUUAGAGGAAGCUGUCUCUGAAGACAUCAGUAGAAACCUGUAGUGAAGGCUUCUCUUGUUAGGGAAAGCGUAUAUAUUUAAUGUUCAGAGUCUCUUCCACGUCCGUUUAUGGUUACAGAUAAUUGCUUAUUAAUUAAACAGAAGGGAGAAUAAAUGUGAAUUCUCAGUACUAAGCAAGCUAAUCUUUUAGUUUUUCUAGGGGCUCUGUUUUUUUGUGACCACAAUGAAAAAUUUAGACGAUGAUCUGAUAAAUGGCAAACUUCCCAAGCUCAGGAACUCAAAAGAAUGGUUGGAGCCACAGCCACUUUCUUUCAUGGAGGUGUUAGCCAAAGAAGAUAUUGAUGCAGCUAUUCAGUCAGUAUUAUACAGAGAAAAUUAUGUAAUUAAGGAACUAGAUAAGUAUUUAAAACAUCAUGAAUUCUUAAAUGCAAGAAGAAAAGAAAUAAUAUAUAAAAGAUGGAUUGACCAUGUGGCAGAUCCUCUCCAGAAGAAAAUUAUAGAAAAAGUUUGUUCACAUAAGAAGAUUAAAAAAAGGAGACAAGAGGAAUUGGAUGGUUUUUUAAAAUAUGUAAAUAAAAAGGGAAAUGCAUUUAUAGAGCAUUAUGACCCAAAAGAAUAUGAUCCUUUUUACAUGAACAAAGAGGACCCGAAUUUUCUGAAGGUUAUCAUCCCACCUUUUCGUGACCCUUUGAAAAAGGCACAAUAUGAUAAAGACGAUGGGAAAAGAACUCUUCUUCAGUGCGAGACUGGCAAAAUAUAUGCAAUGAAAGAAUUUAAAGAGAUUGAGAAGGCCAAACUACAUUCCAGACUUCCAGGAAUUUCUAAUUCAAGGCACUUUAUGACUCCAAAUGAAUGGCUUAAACUGCCUACAAACUACAUAGAAAGUGAAUUUUGUAAAAGGAGCAGGUUAAAAGUGAAAACGAAUUUUAACGAAAGUAGUUUUGAUUUGAAACCCUUGGCAAGAACUCCUCAUCUGGAAUCCCAGGAAGAAGAAGCAGCAGUUAUUUACAAAAACAUAGGGUCGUCCUUUCUGGAAAAAGAACCUCUGUGUUAUCAGGAGGGAAAGAAUCCAAGUCCCAAAGAGGCCAACCCUAAAGGGCACUUUUCUUCCUUAAACUUCCUUGAGCCAGGAGGUAGGCAGGAGUGCCAGGAUGCAGCAAGAGCUGGUGUCGUUCCAUGUUGCAAUACUGGAAUUGCUGAUACCAAAAACUGAGUGCCUGGGAACAACUUCUCUGUAUGGCAGGCUUCCCAGAGGCAGGAGGCAGUGAACCACCCUCCCCACCCCCUCCUCCUUCCAAAAAAGGGCAAGGGAGGGAGUAGAAGGAAGUGAGGCAGGCUUCCUUCACUCAGAGGGAGUGGAGAGACCUGCCCCUGGGAGCUGCACGGUGGAGCUGGCCCCUGGGGGUGGACGUGGGAUUUCCCUAGCUUCCUCCCCUCAGUUUUUGCCCUUUCUGUCUCGACCAUCUCCACCAUCCCUCUGCCAUUUACUGGUUAUCACAAACCAGGCCCCAAAUUUUGUUCCUCUUAAUUUAGCCAAGAAAAGCAAAGAAAUUUCAAAAGAACCAUAUAUUAAAUUGAAGUAGUAAAAUUUAAAAGUAAAAUAAAAGCCCCCAGAUGUAAAAUGUAUAGAAAUAUAGAUGUUGGCAAGCACAGAUUUCUCAUCCUACAGUGACUGCAGUUAAACUUGGUGCCAUUUGACUCUCUAGCCUACUGCUUCCAGGUCUAGGGCCACAUCCCCUCAGUUCUCUUCUCUGCACCCUGUGUCCCAAGUCUGGAGCAUAGCUUCUCUUAGGAGUGGAUUUAAAGGAGAAGUCACAGCCCUUUCUCCCCAUCUCCCAGUUAGAAAUCAGUACAGAAAUGGUUUGUUAGUCUGAGUACAUUGUCAGACUACUCUCCAUUCUUCUUUUCUGACUCUCUCCAUUUCCCCACUCCUACCCCUAAAGGAUAAAGGAGCUACUUUUUUGCUCACUCAUGGAAAUUUAACUUUGUGGUUUAACUCCUUUUACUGUCAUGUUUUAGUACCCUCACAUGUGCUUGCUUGCCUUCGCCCUCAAAUUUUAACAAGCACCUACUCUGAGCCAGGCAGUGUUUGAGAGGCUAGAGACAGCUGGUAAACAAAAUAGAUAAAAUCUCUGAUUUCAAGGAGCUUACAUUUUGAUGGAGGAGACAGAAGAUAAACAAGCAAAUAGAUAAUUCACUUGAGCUGAUAAUAAGUGCAGUGAUAAAGAUAAAACAAGAAACAAGACAGGAGAACUACCCAACAGAACGAGUUUAAAUGGACAAUGAAGGAAAAAAUAGGUUGCUUUAUAAUCAUACGCUACAAACACUUCUUGUGUAUUGUAAUGGUUAUGGGUAUCUUGAUAGAACAACCCCAAACAGGAUUAUUUCUUACUUUACACUUCUGCCUCUCUUUCUGCCAAAUUUCUCCUAGUUCGGUAAAUAGGACCAUAAUCCAAAAAGGACCCUCGAGACAAAAAUCUAGCAGUCAUUUUUACUUCUUGCUUUCACUCAGUUCCUGUGUCUUACAGGUAACGAGCGCUGUCAGCUUGUUCACUUUUGUCUCACUACUGUCACUGGUUCAGACCACUGUGAUCUUACCCGGCCUAGUGCCCUGGCCUCCUAAUUGGUCUUCCUGCUUCUGCUCUCAUCUCCAUAUAAUCGGUUCUCCAUAUAGCACCAGUUUCUUUUAAAAAUGUGUACUAGAUCAGAAUUCUCCCUUACUCAAAACUUUCUAAUGAUUUCCCCUUACACUUUGGAUUUUAACUCCUGUUCUUGGGGCACCUGCCUUUCUCUGCACACUCACUAUGCUCCUUUUCUUGUUUUGUGAACAUGCCAACCUCACUCCCAUCUCAGGCUUUUGCCUCUGCAAAUCCAUUUGCCUCAAACAGUCCCCAGAUCUUUCAUGCUUCACUCUGUCAGGUUAUUCAGAUCUCUGCACAAACGCCAUCUCUUUGGAGACGCCUUCUCUGACUUCUCUACUUAAAAUAGUUCUCAUCCUUUCUCCCACCCUCCCUACCUGGUCAUCCUGCAGAGAGGUAGGAUCCAGAACUCAACUGGAGGUCAGGACAAUCCAUCCAUUGUAAGAGGAAGGAAGGCAGAGUGCAUGGAUAUAGAAACCAGCUUGGUGAAUUUUGUGAAGGAAGAUUGCUUACUUUUAUUUACUUCGUUUUCUUGACGAAGUCAGAAAGUUGUCCAUCAGCUGAUAGUGAAGGUGGAGGACAGAGAUUUAGAGGUUUGAAAACAGAAGGGAAGAAAGGAAUGGAGGAUUUUAUAAAUCACAAGGAUCCUGGUGUUAAUGAGCACUCCAGGCAUACUGACAUCUGAAAGCAGGACCAGAGAGGACUCCUCCUAUCACAGAUCAGCGAUCUACUCAUCUAUAAUAGGGUUGGCUCUGUCCUGACAUCUCUAUUUCUGAAUCCAGACAAAGUGAGGGGAGGCUGAAUCGGGAGGUAUAGGUGGGGACCAUGCCUGCAAGUCACUUAGCUCUAACUGGAGGGCUAGGCUUCAGGAAGAUCAGCUCAGCUAAGCAGAGGAAUUCCUUCUGCUCUUGUGAGCCCUUCAUCUCUAUAUCAGUCACACUUACCUCUUCUCUUCUGUCACUUU
Messenger RNA from Phacochoerus africanus (Common warthog), 4402 nucleotides. It is a transcript of the gene FAM228B, whose product is annotated as family with sequence similarity 228 member B. The record is from RefSeq and is a predicted model, not a curated record. NCBI's taxonomy places the organism in Eukaryota, Metazoa, Chordata, Mammalia, Artiodactyla, Suidae. The transcript has 8 exons. The coding region runs from base 1023 to 2012 and encodes 329 amino acids.